ACAUAAAACGUCACACUUCGUUUUAACAUUUGCUUAGAGUGUGAGGUCUUCUCUGUUUCAAAUGUGGAAGAAAGCUACUAAUUUUUCUGGAAGUGCAGAAGAAAUAAAAGAAUUAGAAAUCGUCUUUGCAGCAUAGAACAGCUAUUUGAUCCUACUUGUUUUCCAAGAUAUGUGGUUUUAGCAUGUACAGUACUACAGAUAUAUAUGAUGAUGUUGAUGAUGACAUUCCAACUCAGUAUGUCAUUCAGCAAAGUCUGCAGGACAUUCAAAAGAGUGAGAAAGAGGCUACAGCAAGAAAUGACAGCUUUAAUUUUGCUACAAGUACAGAUUACAGGAAGAUCAUCACUGCCAUUCGGACAGGUGAAGAAGAGGCUUUGCUUAAGUUAAUGAGGUGUGGCUCUGCUUUUCGGGAAGCAGACCAGCAAGGGUGCCUUCCUUUACAUGAAGCUGCAGCACAACCCAACAAGAAUAUUCUAGAAAUAACUCUGAAAGCUUCACACCCCGUGGUGUGGCAACUGACAAACCUGAAAGGGGAAACACCUCUGUUUGUAGCAGUGGACAAAUGUCUUGAGAAAAAUGUCAAAUUUCUCCUCAUCAAUGGUUUUAAUCCUGAUGUGAAAAAUGAAGAAGGAGAUUCUGCUUUAAUUAUUGCAAUUAAACACAAUUCGUACGAAAUUGUCUCCUUGCUGAUACAAUUUGGUGCCGAUGUCAAUCUCCAGUGUGUCAACAAGAGGACAGCUUUACAUGAGGCGGCCAGGCUAGGCUUUAAAAACAUGGUGGAGCUUUUGCUUUGGUCUAAAGCAGAUCCGGAUCCACGGAGUGCAUAUGGACUCACCCCUCUAGCACUGGCAGCGCAGAAUGGGCAUACAGAAAUUCUGGAAAUUCUAUUGCGUAAAGGUGCCAAUGUUCUUUCCCAGGCAUCUGAUUGUGCAUCCAUAUUAUUUGAAGCGGCUGGAGGAGGAAAUCCCGAUUGUGUCUCUCUCCUACUAGAGUAUGGAGCUGAUGCUAAUGUACCAAAGCAUUCAGGUCACCUGCCCAUUCACAGAGCUGCUUAUAGAGGACACCUCUUAGUUGUACAGAUCUUGGUUCCAGUGACGGACAGUGCUGCCAUCAAGGAGAGUGGGAUCAGUCCAGUUCACUCUGCAGCCGCAGGUGGACAUCCUCAGUGCCUUGAGUUCCUUCUCAAAUCUGGAUUUGAUGCCAAUUUUAUGUUGCAUCAGAGAAUUCGCAAAGGCUAUGAUGAUGAGAGGAGGUCAGCCUUGUAUUUUGCUGUCUCUAAUGGGGAUAUUGACUCUGUUCAGUUGCUCCUGGAUGCUGGAGCCCUACCAAACCAAGACCCAGUUAACUGUCUCCAGCUGGCCUUGAGAAUGGGCAACUAUGAGCUCAUUGGUAUUCUGCUUCGGCAUGGGGCCAAUGUGAACUAUUUCUGUAGGGUUAAUACAACACAUUUCCCAUCAGCUCUGCAGUACACGUUGAAAGAUGAAGUAAUGUUAAGGAUGUUGCUGAAUUAUGGGUACAAUGUUCACCGCUGCUUCGAUUGUCCUCAUGGAGCCAGUGUGCAUUCCCAGUACAUAUUUGAAGGCUGGACCUCAACUGUUAUCAAAGACACAAUGUUCUGCGAGGUGAUAACAGUAGCGUGGUUAAGGCACCUGUCUGGGAAAGUGGUGCGUGUGAUGCUAGAUUAUGUUGAUCAUGUCAAGAUCUGCUCUAAGCUUCAAGUUGUACUUCAAGAACAGAAACUCUGGCCAGAAAUCCACGAAAUUUUGACAAACACCCGUUCUCUGCAACAUCUUUGUCGUCUGAAAAUCCGCAAGUGCUUAGGACGUUUGCGUCUACGCUGCCCUGUCUUCCUUACAUUUCUGCGAUUACCAAACCGUUUGAAAGACUAUAUUCUCUAUAAGGAAUAUGAUCUCUAUGGACAAGGAAACCUCAAAGGAAUUUACUAAUGCAGAAGCAGAACCAGUGGAUAUGCUCCCAGUUCCAUGGCUGAAGGAUCUUAUGCAUGCUUCCCUUCUCCCCAAAUACUCCUCACUGCUUUCACUCUGGAAGCUCCAGGAAGAAAAGGCACAACCGAUUCUUGGCCUGGACAGGUGUGAUUCUCAGGAGUGCUUCAUUUAUUGGUGUCACACCCUUGAGCCUUGCCACCUCAGCCAGAUCUACUAUUACAAGACCCAGUAUUACAAGAAGAACCAGGGCGGUUGAGAGCAUGGUGCUUGAGCAGCAACAUUUAAAUCUAAAUGACAUCUCAAUGUGGAACCCAUUGUGGAACCUUCAGAAAAUAUUUUGGCCUUACAGCAUCAUCCUAUUGAGUCACUGAAGUCUAUGCCUCUCCUGCUCCUGUCCUUCCAGGUAGUGUUCUUAGUUGCAAUCACAUUGGAUUCAGAGCUAUGUGCUCUUUCUUUAGCAAGAUAUCUGUGCUUUUUCAUAAGGACAGUGAGUUGUUCCUUCUUUUGUGCCAAAGGUUAACACUAGCUUCCAUGGCAAACACUGUCAACUUUUUGCCCUGAUCUUGUCCAUUCCCUUGGUGUGAGAAAGGCGAUAAUGUACCCUUUUAAUGCCCUCCUCACAUCAGCAGAAUGAUAGAUUUUAGACAAAGGCUCUUUUGUGUCUUUUCAUCCUACAACCUUUAGUUAAAAGGUGCCAUCCACUAUCAGAGCAUGUUGGCUUAUAACAGCAUUUAUUUCAUCCUAUGAAGCAUUAGUUACCUGUACCAAGAAACAUUAUGGUUCAUUUAAGUAAAUUUAAGACAACUACAGCAGCCUUCCCUACAAAUGAAUCUAUUUUGAGACCUGACUGAUGGGUUGAUCUUUACCAAAUGCAAUCACAAAGCAUUAUAAAAUUGUUACUUAUGUCUUAGGAGGCAUGUGAUAUGUCUUGAAGACCUAGACAGCAUGCUUUCCCCACCUUAAUAUCACCUGCUUUUGUGCAUCCCACUUACUGAACUGUCAUUCAAGAAGGUGGCACUGUUGAUCUCGCCUGAAACAUGUCUCCUUGAUGAUAGUCCCUCAAGGCCUCAGAUUAUAUCCUGGGGUAAGGGCAGCUUUCAGUCAGCAUUAUCUUCAAAUGAAUUUUCUUUUAAUGUAUUGUUAUCUGUAACUUGUAAUUUGUUUUACAAUUUCUACUUUUUAUCAUGUUCUUCAAAUUUUAUGUUUAUUUCUGUUUGAUAUAUAACUGUGAUAGGGAAGUCGGUAUGGUAGCAAUGCAGAUUGUGUUACAGUGGUACCUCAGUUCUCAAAUGCCUUUGAAGUCAAACAUUUUGGAAUUCAAAUGCCAAAAACCCAGAAGUAAAUGCCUCGGUUUUCGAACGUACCUUGGAACUUGAAUGGGAAACGCUGCUUCCGUUUUGAGUUUUCCAUAUUGAGGCUUCCGCUUUCAGUUUUCGAAUGUUUUGGAACUCGAAUUAUGUUAGAAAACCAAGGUACCACUGUAUUUCUAUUUUCAUGUAUCUUUGUGUCCUGGUCAUGUCGUGAAAGAGCCUGGCUAGGACAGAGUGAGCAGAGUAACCUACUUUCUUGCAUUUGAUGCAUUUCCUGCCUUUCUCACUUGAGGGAUGAUGACCCAAGAGAAAAACCUUUCAGGUUAGACCAGUGGCCCCUUUUCUACCAAGUUGUGGGACCUGUACACACUACAUAAACCAGAUACUUGCAAAUUCAUGGUUAGAUGUCUAGACUUUGACAAUGGGAAUUCCACUAUUACGCAGGUAUAAACGUACUCUCCCUUAAUGUUUCGAACAUACAGAUUAUAUAUGGGAACAAUGGCAGGUUUCAGUUCCACAAAGAGCAUUAAGCCCUUUGAGAUCAAUAUUUAACAGGAAGAUAAAAAAUAACUGGUUAUAUAAAUGAGAAAAUUUGGUAUUAUACACAUUAUAAUACAGUGAUUUAACAUACAUGUAUACACACACAUAUACAUAUCCAAAUUGCAGGUGACAACUGCUAGAGGUUAGCUUGAAACAUGAGAACAAAGCAACUCAUCUGUCAGAUGAAGUGAACUGGUUAUAUCAAAUUUUAUCUUCUCUGGGAGCACUGUUAAAUAUGGCUUUAAGGGCUCAAAAAAGUGGUAUACUUUAAUAUAGAUUUGCCAACUGAGCUGCCCAAAAAUAUGAAAACUUAAUUAAAAUUAGUCUACCUUACAAUGAAGAGAACUAUGAACUAUAUGGGUGGCAUUCCCUCAAUCUUAUUCUAAGGGAGACAGAAGAAGAUGGCACUACUGCUCAAUGGGCUCCUGCAGUCCAUUUGGUUUACUGGAGUGAUAUCCCUCUCCUUCAGAUAGCUUAGAACAGAAACACCCCCAAUGUGUAUGAAAAAGCUUCUUAACACAAAUUACGAUGAAGUGUUAUAAAGGCCAAAAUGAAUUUCCCCUCCCCAGCUCUCUGGAGAAGGGUGGAAAAGGUCUGGCGUAUUCUGAAAAGUCCUGAAUAUUGGCUGCUGCAUUUUCUUUUGCUACAGAAAAGCUAAAUUCUCCUUUGGGUCUACUUUUCCCCAAAGUUAGGUGUUCUUGGUAACUGAAAACCUGCUGGGGUUGAAAGAAGUGAUGCAUAGAUUUUGCAAAGCUUGGGAAGAAUAUUGGUUUCUUCUCUCACCUUGUUUCUAAAAAGUUACUGAAUAUAUUUUGUUGAUUUCUUUUAAGAAGUGAUUUAGAUAAAAGGCAGACCACAUUAGAAAGUAGUGAAUCAACAGGCUGAAAUUGAUUUCUUUAUGUUAUCUACUCACAAUUUGAGUUGGUUGCCGAUGCAAUGAAUGGGUUGGGUAUUAUCUCGUCAUGUGACAGAGGCAGGAGAGCAUUUAGCAAGGGGCUCCAUCCCACUCAGCAGUGUGCGCCUCAGGAGCGGCCAAGCACCAGCCAGGGAGCUGGGAGGGGGCCCUCAAGGGAAGGGCCAAGGAGGAAGCAAGCUGCUCCAUGGUGAUGGAAACGAGCCCGGCUGGGAGGCAGGCGGAGGCAGCAGCACUAAAAAGCCGAAGUUUCACUUGCACAUCAAGACACUGACGGAUCAUGUGGAUUACAAAGCCAUUGACAUUUGCUGACUGUGUUGGCGAUGAACUGCCUUUAGGAUGGGAAACUGUUUAUGAUCAACAGAUUGGUGUUUAUUACAUGGACCAUAUCAAUCUGAACCAGACCAAGAGGAGGAGGAAUGAAGGAAAACAGAAAUCAGGCCUGAGAACUGAGGUCACUGUCAAGAGAAUGGCCACGAUCCCCUCAGG
This is a messenger RNA of Podarcis raffonei (Aeolian wall lizard), 5198 nucleotides long. RefSeq names its product ankyrin repeat and SOCS box containing 14 (gene ASB14). Gene Ontology annotation, molecular function: protein binding. Gene Ontology annotation, biological process: intracellular signal transduction. The coding region runs from base 183 to 1946 and encodes 587 amino acids. NCBI's taxonomy places the organism in Eukaryota, Metazoa, Chordata, Lepidosauria, Squamata, Lacertidae. The record is from RefSeq and is a predicted model, not a curated record. Gene Ontology annotation, cellular component: cytoplasm; nucleus. The transcript has 11 exons.